AUGAAGGACCUCGGGAUUGCUUCAGGGCAGAGUCCCACAACACUUGAGCCCAUGCUGGAGCUCGAGCUUACAUCGGAACCUGAGCCCCCACUGGAGCCAGAGUUCAAACCAGAGACCAGGGCGGAGAAACCAUUAGAGCCACUGGCUUUAGAGGCAACUUCGACGGAACAUAACCCGAACGGUGAAUCAUCUGAACCAGAAUUGGAUCCUGAACUUUUAGAAGCCUUCGGUGAGUCCACCAGCGAUACCCCAGAGUUUUGA
Messenger RNA from Parnassius apollo (apollo), 261 nucleotides. Lineage: Eukaryota; Metazoa; Arthropoda; Insecta; Lepidoptera; Papilionidae. The record is from the annotation of a GenBank genome assembly.